CAGACAAACGUGAAGUCCAUCAUGGCGAAGUUCAGCCCUUCCAACAACCCAGCCGAGGAAGUUCACAGCCGACAUGUCAAAAUGGCAGGACAAUCUUCCCUGGCGACGAAAGCUGCAUUUGAGAAGUUUUCUCAUUUGGAAAAUGCUGGUCCACCUGCCAGACCCAGCACUCUUCAAAAGUCUCCGUCUUUCAGACCUCCUUUGGGCCUAAAACCUUCUCUUCAAGACUCACCAGACAAGGAACCAAAGCCACCCCCUCUGAAAAGCAGCCCGGCAGCCCACAAGUAUGCAGCGCUAGCUCAGGCGACCAGCAGAGACGUCAACGAAAAGGUGAGCUUCCCUAAGCCUUUGGGUCCCAAGCCUACCGAAAUCCUAAAAGAGAACUCCAAGCCAGUGUUUCCAAAGGUUCCGGACAACAGGCUGCCCGGCUCCACGCUGCCCAUGAAAAAUGAGCUCAAGCCUUCAGGACUGAAGCCAAACUUUAAAUCGGAACUACAAGAAACACCAGAGACCAAACCCGUGUUCCAAAAGCUAGCAGGAGUUAAGGAAACAUUUAUCACUGCGUCACAGGAAAAUGACUCCAAACCUCUUUUUCCAAAGGCUAUUGUGAAGCAGAGACCUUCUUUAAUUCAUCCUGCCAACAAUGAAGAGACUCCCAACAAAAAUGUUUCUUUGAAUCAGGCCCCUCCACCCCUCCGGGGCCCCAAACCAAAAACCCACUCAUUUAAGUCCCCCAAGGAUGCCGAGGAAAAGAGCACCAGUGGUGUUGACUCCAGUCCUACACCUGUCCGUUUUCCUGUCAGUUUGAAACCUGUCAGCAACCAGAACAAACCGCCUCAUGGUCUCCCAAAAUCUUAUGGACAGCAGAAUGAAGAAACAAGGCCAAAUGUCACCAAGGAUGUUUUCAGAAGCAAACAUGGGGACUCGGGAUCACCUUCUACGCCUGCUAAAUUUGUGCCUUCCAGAGUGGCUACCUCAGGGCCUUGGGCCAAUAACCACGAGAAAGGAGAGAAGGAUUUGGCUGGCCCCAAACGGAAGGCAAUACCUCCACCGUUCAAACUGGGCCCAGCCCCAACCAAACCGAGCAGGCCUCCAGUGGUGGACCUGGCCAGAUUCCAGAAAGAUAAAGACAGUUCCAACGAAUCCCAUCCAGUGCCUUUACCGUCUCCACUCCCACCACCCAUUUCUGCCACACCUCCACCUCCACCACCACCACCACCACCACCACAUCCUUCACCUUCCCACCCAUCAACGCAAGCACCAGUUCUCCCUCCGAGAAACAUCAAACCUAGGUCUGAUGCCAGAAACUCAGAAAAUGAAGAAAACUAUGAUGAUGUUGAUGUUGUUGAAGGUCCUGGAAAUUCAGAUGAGAGUGAAGAGGAGAUGUAUGAAGACAUAGAUGUGAGACAUCCAUCUAAAGAUCGUGAAAGGAAAAGGGAGAAGUUAGAAGAGAAAAAAUCUGAUCAAGAGAAGAAAGAACAAAAAGAACAAAAAGAAAAAGAGAAAAAAGAGCAGGAAGUGAGGAAGAAGUUCAAACUAGUGGGUCCCAUUGAAGUCCUUCACCAAGCUAGAUCUUGCACUGACUACAAAGGAGGGAAGAAUGAACUGACUUUCAGACAAGGGGACAACAUUGAAAUAAUCCGUAUUACAGACAAUCCAGAGGGGAAAUGGCUGGGAAGAAUAAGAGGCUCCUAUGGCUACAUUAAAACCACAAUGGUGGAAAUUGACUAUGACUCUUUGAAAAGAAAGCCACGACCUUUGAUCAGCAUUCAGCCGACGCAGCCAGACAGUGACCAAGAAGUGUAUGAUGAUGUUGGGGACCAAGACAGCACUGGCAGUGGAGGUCAGAGCGCCACAGGGGUGACAUUUCCUCCUCCUCCCACCCCUGAUGAAAUUUAUGAUGGAGUUGAUGAUGAUGAUGAUGUGCCACCAAGGUUUGUGUCACAGGAUGAAGAUAAGAGUAACUCCUGGCCCCGAGGGCUAUUGAAGAUUAUAAAGGGAAAAGAUUACCAAAAGAAAAGUGUACGAGGGACAACACCUAAAGUCAAUGUGAAAGAAGAUAAUGGAGGCCCCCCCUCUCCUUUAACAAAGCAAACUGGGAAGGAUUCUGGUGACAGUGAUGUCUAUGAUGAUGUAGAGCCAUCUGAUUUCCCUCCACCCCCCAAAAUAAUCAGCCAAGGGAUAAAUACAAAGCCCCUGAACUUUGGGAAAAACAGAUCCGAAGAGCGAGACUCACAGAAAGCUAAGAAGAUGGAGAAAGAGGAAAAAGAAUUCCGAAAGAAGUUUAAAUUUGAAGGAGACAUUCGAGUCCUGUACUCAACAACCAUUAUGCAAGCACCCUCUCCGAAGAAAAAAGCUUCAAAAGACUUACUGGUGAAACCGGGAGACUCUGUUGAUGUUAUUAAAAAUGUGGAUGGUACCAAAGUCCUGUGUAGGAAUGAAGAAGGAAAAUAUGGCUAUGUUCUCAAAAGCUGCUUAUUGGAUGAUGAUGAAGAAAUUUAUGACGAUAUCGCUGAAGACUGCAUAUAUGACAAUGAUUAACUGCGGUUUUCUUCCAACAUGAACAUCAUCUUUUCUGAAGCUCCAGGUUGAUCCCACAGUUACAUCGGAGAUCCCUGUUUCCAAACAACAAGACGGGUCUCCCCGUGGAGUCAUGAGCAGGUUGCUGGACUAUAUCCCUGCUUUAUUUCAUUGUGCCAAGAAGUAGACCUCUGAACCGUUUCCCUAACCAGUCAAUAGAGUAGGAAACCGAUAAAUCAUUGGGUUAACCAUCUGGUUUUCCUGUUUUCACAAACGGUUUCUGUUUACUAAGGGUAUACUUUCAAAUGUCCCACGAAAAUCAAGGGUUUUAUGUUAUUUGCAACACUCCUGCUGUCACACCAAUGAUCACUGCAUAAGGCAUAAGGCACAAAAACACAAAUCCACCCCAUUUUACCUGUUCAUAUCUGCUCAUUUAUUGUUCAAUAGUGUGUCCUGGUUUCUGAAGGAGAUUGUAACUGUUUUGUUUCAUUUUGUUUUUGUUCUUUUUUUAAAAAAAAAAACUUAAUA
This is a messenger RNA of Gekko japonicus, 3048 nucleotides long. RefSeq names its product FYN binding protein (gene FYB1). Gene Ontology annotation, cellular component: plasma membrane. Bases 22 to 2541 code for a protein of 839 amino acids. The transcript has 18 exons. The record is from RefSeq and is a predicted model, not a curated record. Gene Ontology annotation, molecular function: protein binding. Gene Ontology annotation, biological process: protein localization to plasma membrane; integrin-mediated signaling pathway; T cell receptor signaling pathway. Lineage: Eukaryota; Metazoa; Chordata; Lepidosauria; Squamata; Gekkonidae.